GGGUGGGGUGGAAGGAGUACGGGGCGCAGGAGGCGCUGCGAGGCUGCCCGCUGACCCCAGCCCCCCACCUCCGCAGCUAUGUCCUACCCUGUGACCAGCCAGCCCCAGUGCGCCAGCGGCUACCAGACCCAGGUCAGCGACUGGCACACGGGUCUCACUGACUGCUGCAAUGACAUGCCUGUCUGUCUGUGUGGCACAUUCGCGCCGAUGUGCCUGGCCUGCCGCAUUUCGGACGACUUCGGCGAGUGCUGCUGCACGCCCUACCUGCCCGGAGGCCUGUACUCCCUCCGCACCGGCAUGCGCGAGCGCUACCACAUCCGGGGCUCCGUGGGGCACGACUGGGCUGCCCUUACCUUUUGUCUGCCCUGCGCCCUCUGCCAGAUGGCGCGGGAACUGAAGAUCCGCCAGUGAAGAUGUUGCCCACCCUCCCCAUCCAUGUCCACCAGUCCCACCUGGCCUUCUCUGCCCCCUCCUGGCAGGGCCUGCCCUCUGCCCGGGCCCACACCCAGAAAUUCACCCACAAUAAAAACCUGAAAACCA
Messenger RNA from Loxodonta africana (African savanna elephant), 540 nucleotides. It is a transcript of the gene CNFN, whose product is annotated as cornifelin. The record is from RefSeq and is a predicted model, not a curated record. The transcript is spliced from 3 exons. The coding region runs from base 79 to 411 and encodes 110 amino acids. Lineage: Eukaryota; Metazoa; Chordata; Mammalia; Proboscidea; Elephantidae. Gene Ontology annotation, cellular component: cornified envelope.